AUGGCGUCUUCAACAAGCAAGAUUAUUUCGACGAUCAGAACUGUUAAGGGCUCGAGAAGUGUCGGAUCGAGAUCGGCCAUUUCGUUGACCACCUCCGCUGUUAGGAGAUUAAAAGAAAUUAUGAAGGAACAACCAGAGAUGACAGGAUUGAGGAUAGGAACUCGAACAAGAGGUUGCAACGGCCAGUCGUACGUUCUCUCCUACGCACCAAGUAAGGAAAUUUCAGAUGAGCAUGUCCAGCAAGAUGGCAUCAACGUCUUCAUAGACCGAAAAGCCCUGAUGCACAUAAUAGGAACCGAAAUGGAUUACGUAGAGGAUAAACUGAGCAGUGGUUUUGUAUUCAACAACCCGAACAUCAAAGGAACUUGUGGAUGUGGGGAGAGCUUCAAUGUUUAA
Helobdella robusta is the source of this 396-nucleotide messenger RNA. RefSeq lists its product as hypothetical. Gene Ontology annotation, cellular component: mitochondrion; cytoplasm. Lineage: Eukaryota; Metazoa; Annelida; Clitellata; Rhynchobdellida; Glossiphoniidae. Gene Ontology annotation, biological process: iron-sulfur cluster assembly. Bases 1 to 396 code for a protein of 131 amino acids. Gene Ontology annotation, molecular function: 2 iron, 2 sulfur cluster binding. The transcript is spliced from 4 exons. The record is from RefSeq and is a predicted model, not a curated record.